AUGUCUGGGGUAGAAGCUGCAACAUCGAUUGCUCUGCAUCUGUCGUCUUUGAGCUUUAGACCCGACUCAACCAAGCAAGGUGGAUCAGGAUACGAAGUGUGGCACCUCAGCACCAGCCCGUUUUGGGUCUUGCCUACUUACCUCCCGCAUCAGUACUCGGAUGAUCCUUUGAAGAAAGGCACGAUGCCGCUUCUGCCGCUUGAUCUAUUCUUGUACGACCUGUCUCGUCGUCCGCCUGGCACGGUUAAUCUCGCGUACGGGCCCAAGUCGCCAGAGCAGGUCUCGUUGAUAUACAAGUCUUUCAAGGGCAUGCUUGGGAAAGACUAUAGCAGGAUUGGCGGUGUUAACAUCACUGAUACUGACGGGAACGAGAGCACACGGCCCCCUUGGGUAGUGAUAGCAGAUUACUACGCCGAGUUCGUUCGUUCUAAAGCCAUCAAACUCGAGACAGGCCGCGUUCGCUCGAUGACUGGCUCUCCGGCCGCCUAUACUAUCGAUAUUGAGUCACCUGGUGGCUCCAAGCCACUUACUGACGUUGCUGCGGUGGUAAUGGCUACAGGCUUCAGCCCUUCCGAGUCCCUUUCUUUUCUCGAUGACGACGUGCUGCGGGUGCUUGAGCACUCCGAGAAAGACCAAUUCCUCCCGCUUAUCCUAGAUGGGUUUAGUAGCUCGCAUUCUGAGAUUCCAGAUUUGGGCUUCGUGGGCUUCUACAGAGGCGCAUUCUGGGGCCCUGCAGAGUUACAAUCGCAGAUAUUAGCCCAGCGAUGGAGUCAGAAAGGCUUGGAAGAAGUACCAACACCGGCAGAAGAUCAAGCCGAAAGAGCCAAGGAACGGGAAAUGGUCCGCAAUUUCAGGAACUUAUUCCCCCCCGGUACCCGUGGCCAAUUUCCUUUGGGGGACUAUGUGGGCUUGAUGGAAUCCCUAGCUCGCCAGCUAGGAAGACCUCGUCAGCCUAUCUCGAAAGACUUACCAGCGGAUACGCAACCUCUGGGACCUGUUGUGCCAGUUCGAUAUCAUCUUGAAAAUGAUCAUCUGGCACAGGAGCAGGUGGACACAACGAUAGAGGCCUUGAGGUACACUCUAACUGCGGGCUCUGAGCGAGCGCGCAUGUGCACUGCAGCAGCGAUUUUCAGAGCAUUACACGGCCAGUGGAGAUUUACAAGAGAGAGGGAAGGACUCGAAAAAUCUGGGAUCGCUACGUUCCACCCUCGUUACCCGUCUCGUCUGGGAUAUGAACGGGAGUAUCUUUGUGCGGAGACCGAGAAUGGAACUGAAACCAGGCUCGUUUACCGACUAUCUGAGGACUCUUCUGAGUUGGUAAAAAAGGCACAGGUUCGGAUCUGGUCUGUGGAUCAAGCAUCCCCGAACUCAGCUUCGGGUCUUCUGAGUGAAGUUCAGUUUGAAACAUCUUCAGAGGUGACAGUGCUAGGCGACUACAGGGUUCAAGCCUUCUAUUCUGCUGCCUCUGGCGAAGAGCACACAUACGAUUUCAUUCUCGACCGCGUGGCGAUCCGGAGCUGGAGCUGCACAGUGACACGACCGAGUAGCUCUGGGCGCCAAACCGGGAUCGAGACCCAUACAUCAUACACUAGACCUUAG
Molecule: messenger RNA, 1599 nt
Organism: Aspergillus calidoustus
Lineage: Eukaryota; Fungi; Ascomycota; Eurotiomycetes; Eurotiales; Aspergillaceae
Source: the annotation of a GenBank genome assembly